This is a messenger RNA of Bathycoccus prasinos, 855 nucleotides long. RefSeq lists its product with no specific name. The record is from RefSeq and is a predicted model, not a curated record. NCBI's taxonomy places the organism in Eukaryota, Viridiplantae, Chlorophyta, Mamiellophyceae, Mamiellales, Bathycoccaceae. The coding region runs from base 1 to 855 and encodes 284 amino acids. The transcript has a single exon.
AUGCGGUGUUUUCUGUUCGCGCUUGCAACCUUCUUUGCAUCAUCACGUGUGAACGCGCAAGUUGCGCCGAGAACGACGAGUUCUCGCGCACACGACGCAGAGAUAUCGAAACCAAAACAAGAUGUUCUGGACUUCAUGCCGUGCUCGGAGAGAAAAGGACUGUUUCGUCCGCACCACGAGCGGUUUUUGCCAGUCGACUCAGAAAUACUUUCACGAAGACACCAAGGCGAUGACAGACGUGACGGACAAAAUGUCGCGCACAGAAGACCGCCACACCCAGUUGGCGCGUGUUUUACCGCGCGAUUACCCGAAAAUAUUGCGAACAACUGCAUUCCCGAUGUCGCGCUUUCCUUGGACAGCAAAUUCAUCGCAGCCGACGCCUUUCGAGUUUCGGAUUACGUGGACAUUCAUUUCCAACUAGAGAGUCCGUGUGACUCGUGCGAGCUCGCUAUCGAAGUCAACUGCCUCUCCGGUGACGACGUCGCCGAAGGAAGAUUCAAAACCGUUUUCACGACGUUGUGGGUAGAAACGGUUACGGUCAAGCCCACUUUUUUCAACCACGCGGCUGCGCUCGCGAUUGUUCAAGCGGAAAAGGAAUCCAACGAAACUCUCACCGAAGAAGAAAAGUUGGAAAUCAAGAAAGACUUGAUACAAACUACCGUAACAAAGUGGCCAUGCACGGAAGAGAAAGUUGAAUGCGAUGAAAACGGUGUGCCGACGCACGAGUUACCGGAGGAGUUGAAAGACAAAAUCGAAUACGCUGAAUACGUGGCUGAAAUGAUGGAACAAAAUAAGACGCUCACGCCGUUCCAUUCCGUUCCCGAAUUCGUCCGCAACGGCAUGAGUUCGUAUUAA